Molecule: messenger RNA, 750 nt
Organism: Budorcas taxicolor (takin)
Lineage: Eukaryota; Metazoa; Chordata; Mammalia; Artiodactyla; Bovidae
Gene: CLDN14
Product: claudin 14
Exons: 1
Coding region: 49-750 (233 amino acids)
Biological process (GO): cell adhesion; bicellular tight junction assembly
Cellular component (GO): bicellular tight junction; plasma membrane
Molecular function (GO): structural molecule activity
Source: RefSeq, a predicted model, not a curated record
CAGGACUCCAGCGGGCGCCCGAGCGAGCGGGCAGCAGCCGGCGAGGCCAUGGCUAGCACCGCCGUGCAGCUCCUGGGUUUCCUGCUUUGCUUCCUGGGCCUGGUGGGCACGCUCAUCACCACCGUCCUGCCGCACUGGCGUCGCACGGCGCACGUGGGCACCAACAUCCUGACGGCCGUGUCCUACCUGAAGGGGCUGUGGAUGGAGUGCGUGUGGCACAGCACGGGCAUCUACCAGUGCCAGGUCUACCGCUCGCUGCUGGCGCUGCCCCGCGACCUGCAGGCGGCGCGCGCGCUCAUGGUGGUGUCCUGCCUGCUGUCGGGCGCCGCGUGCGCCAGCGCCGUGGUGGGCAUGCAGUGCACGCGCUGCGCCAAGGGCACCCCGGCCAAGACGGCGUGCGCCGCGCUGGGCGGCGCGCUCUUCCUGCUGGCGGGCCUGCUCUGCCUGGUGGCCGUCUCCUGGACCACCCACGACGUGGUGCAGAACUUCUACAACCCGCUGCUGCCCAGCGGCAUGAAGUUCGAGAUCGGGCAGGCCCUCUACCUCGGCUUCAUCGCCUCGGCCCUGUCGCUCAUCGGCGGCACGCUGCUCUGCCUGGCCUGCCAGGAGGAGGCGCCCACCCGGGCCCCGCCCCGGGCCGCCGCGGCCCCCGCGCCCGCCUACCGGCCCCCCGACGCCUACAAGGACAAUCGGGCCCCCUCGGCCGUCUCGGCCUCGCACAGCGGGUAUAGGCUGAACGACUAUGUGUGA